CAAUGGAUCUUAUUUGAUUGGUAAAACAGAAGGGGUCAGUCAUUUUCUCCAAGUUGCAAAGUCUAAUACCUCUUGCUUUCUUAAACUUUGGGAGAUGACGAAUACCCUGGCUUUGUUCUUUUAAAGUAAUAUAAAAAAUAUGCCAUUAAAAACAAAACGAAAACACCUCAACUUUGUUUAAAUAUGAAUUUAAACCUUGCUUGGAAUAAAAACAAAUAACAAACUCUCACUGUAAGGAAAAGGGUGUCGCAUUGUACCCGUACGCAGUGAUAUAUCACUGGGGAAACCUGCUUCAAUAAUUUCCUUAACUUUGAAAUCCAUUUAUAGCACAACAGAUAUUCAUCAAACGUUAUCGCUCCAUCCUCGUGGGAGACAGCAGCGCCGCAGCGGAGGUACUUUCAAGCGCGGAGCCGGUUCCGAUUGCCCAGCAAAUACAGCGGAAAUUGGGGGAACAAGACAAAACAAAAGCUGUACACGAUCACUGGUCCUAUCAUACACAUCGCCCGUGUCGAGUGAGAUAAACCGGAAAAAUAAACGGGGAGCGAGACAUUGAGCCUGCUGUAUGAGCGGCUGAUCAGCGCUCUUAAAAACCUGGAAAGGUUUUGAAUUGGAAGCCUCUUCUGAUUGGGGUUAGUGCAACUGCGUGGAUGCAUCAUUGCGAGUUCAGACUGAAGCCAGCGCUGGUUGGCACGGCACUGCAGUUUGGAGAUCGCCUGGAUUGUAUACCGUAUAUUUCUUGUUUACCUUGCAGUGUUACUUGGUAGAGUCACUGACGCGCUAGAUCAUUUAAGGACUGCUGCUGAUUGUAAUGUUUGUUUGUUGAUCGCUCUCUUGUUUUGCGUUACAUUGGAAGGUUUUGAAUGGAAAACGCACUUGCCUGGUUAUUUUUGGAUAGUCAGUGGCUUCUUAAAACUCAAUGGAUCUGAAUUUGGAUUGUUUGGAUGGUUCAGGAUUGUCACACUUCUGAUUCCCUCUGGGAGCUACACGACUUUAAAUAAAGAUACCUUUAUUAAACACGACAAAACAACAAGGGAAACGCUACGCAAUGAUGCUUGCAAGUUUCUACUUCGUGUUGCCUCUGUUGGAUGUAGUUUUGUCGGCAGACGUGAAUGUGGUGUCAGGUUCUAACCGACUGGACUGCGUUAAAGCGAGCGAGCAGUGCCUGAAGGAACACAGCUGCAGCACCAAGUACCGCACGCUGAGGCAGUGCGUGGCGGGCAAAGAGAGCAAUUUCAGCAUGGCGUAUUCGGGACAGGAGGCGAAGGACGAGUGCAGGAUUGCCAUGGAUGCCCUCAAGCAGAGCCCCUUGUUCAACUGCAGAUGUAAAAGGGCUAUGAAGAAAGAAAAGAACUGCCUGCGCAUAUACUGGAGCAUUUACCAAAGUUUACAGGGAAAUGAUUUGCUGGAGGAAUCUCCGUAUGAAGCAGUGAACAACAGACUUUCUGACAUAUUCCGACUUGCUCCCAUCGUUUCAGGAGAGCCUGCAGUCACAAGAGAGAACAACUGCUUGAAUGCCGCUAAAGCCUGCAACCUGAACGACACCUGCAAAAAAUACAGAUCGGCGUAUAUAAGCCCGUGCACCUCUCGCGUCUCCAUUGCCGAAGUCUGCAACAAGCGCAAGUGCCACAAGGCCCUUCGGCAGUUUUUCGACAAAGUGCCUCCCAAACACAGCUAUGGGAUGCUCUUCUGCUCCUGCCCUCUGGUCGAUCAAUUAGCCUGCACAGAGAGACGGCGGCAGACCAUUGUUCCGGUGUGUUCGUAUGAGGACAAGGAAAAACCAAACUGCUUGUCUUUGCAAGUGUCGUGCAAGACGAAUUACAUCUGCAGGUCUCGGCUUGCAGAUUUCUUCUCAAGCUGUCAGCCUGAGCCUCGCUCCGUGAGUGGCUGCCUAAAGGAAAACUACGCAGACUGCCUGCUCGCCUACUCAGGGCUUAUUGGCACAGUCAUGACUCCAAACUACCUGAAAUCCAGCAGCAUCAGCGUUUCCCCGUGGUGUGAUUGCAGUGCCAGCGGGAACAACAAGGAAGAGUGUGACAAGUUUGUGAACUUCUUCAAGGAUAACGCAUGCCUUAGGCAUUCAAUUCAGGCAUUUGGGAACGGCACGGAUGUGAAUGUAUGGCAGCCCAGGCCUCCGGUGCACUCCACAGCUUCCACAAGCACUCCGUCCCACAAGGCACGAGAGAGAGCUCAAUCCCCUGUGGAUGAGCAGACCCACAUCAAUGAGAUCAGCACCGCUGAGGAAGCCAACCUCUAUCCGAUCUGUGCAAAUUUACAGGCUCAGAAAAUGAAGUCCAAUGUAACAGUGGAGGAGACAGCCCUGUGUGAGGUCGUCCGGAAUGGUGAAGCCAGUUCCUCGGAUCACGUCAUGUCAAAUAAUUCUUCCAGGGCGUCCACACCGUUCCAUUUGAGUUGCAUUAUGCUGAUUCUCAGUGCCAUGGUGCACUCAGCUGUCCUGGCUAUCGACUCAGCAGAAACAUUAUAACCAUACAUACAAAAAAAAAGAAAACAAAAGGACCUGUAAAAAACAAACAAAAAAACAAAAAAACAAAAAAACAAAAAAAACAUAAAAAAGCUAAGCGUAGUGUGUUCCCAGUCUCCUGUUGUAUUGUUUCCCGGAAUUCCGUUUCUAGAAGCUAUGUCGAGGCACCCUGAAGUGGUUUCAUUUUAACUGGUAUUUAGGGUCUAUGUGAACACUUGAUACAGGGCUGCAUUGCAAACCACAGUGUCUUGUGGGCAUGUGGUCUAUCAAAGGAUAUUGUUAGUGCUGUAACCGGGUUUAAAACUCAGAAUGGGAAGGAGGCAGCACUUUGUAUUGUUGAAAUCCUUGUUUGUGUUGCCUGUGUGUGAAACGGUUUUGUUUUUCGAAACUGGGUCGAGGAGAGAGAGAGCACAGCAGGGUCCCGUGGAGGUGUCACGCCGUGAAAUAACUCGACUGAAGAGGGGAGAGGAUUUCACAAGGCUUUUUAUUAAAGAAAAAAAAAAGAAAAGCGUUCUCCAACUAGUAAUGUUUAUGUAACGGGUCCUGCAUUCAUGCUGCUGACAAAAGGGUUUGUGUCUCACACCACUGUGAUGUGUUUUCUCAGUUUUAAUCCACACAUCAAGAAUUCAAUGUAUGCUGUGUUAAAAAUACUGAUUACAGUGCUUUAUUUUCUGAUUUACUUUCGAUUGACAAAAAGUACUAACUAAACUAACUAAAUGUGUGUACAUUUUUAGCAGUAUAUAUUUACUGUUAUCCCAACUGAAGCACUAACCAUUAUAUUGUAAAGUGACUGUAAUAACUCUGUAGUCAAUGUAUCACAGUUUAGCUAAACUGUUAUGAACAGUAACACAUGCCCUGAAAUUCUGUAAUAACUGCAACAGACAUUUUACAUUUAAUAAGGUUAAAACUGCCCUGAGGUGGGGGCAAUUGAAGACUUGAUAUAGUUGCUGGUAAUGUCUACAUAAAGUAAUAUAUAUGUACUGUACAACAGCUGAUUUCAAAGUAACUUCAUUAAAGUAUUUUUAAUGCAAUCAGUUAUAUAAACAUGUAUAAUGGCUGCUUCAAAUAAGCAUUAGCCUAAAUGAACAUGACCACGGAGUGCAGUGAGCCUGCAAUCUAACUGUUCUGUACAAAUGAACAUGACCACGGAGUGCAGUGAGCCUGCAAUCUAACUGUUCUGUAUAAAUGAACAUGACCACGGAGUGCAGUGAGACUGCAAUCUAACUGUUCUGUAUAAAUGAACAUGACCACAGAGUGCAGUGAGACUGCAAUCUAACUGUUCUGUAUAAAUGAACAUGACCACGGAGUGCAGUGAGACUGCAAUCUAACUGUUCUGUACAAAUGAACAUGACCACGGAGUGCAGUGAGACUGCAAUCUAACUGUUCUGUAUAAAUGAACAUGACCACGGAGUGCAGUGAGCCUGCAAUCUAACUGUUCUGUACAAAUGAACAUGACCACGGAGUGCAGUGAGCCUGCAAUCUCACUGUUCUGUACAAAUGAACAUGACCACGGAGUGCAGUGAGACUGCAAUCUAACUGUUCUGUACAAAUGAACAUGACCACGGAGUGCAGUGAGACUGCAAUCUAACUGUUCUGUAUAAAUGAACAUGACCACGGAGUGCAGUGAGCCUGCAAUCUAACUGUUCUGUACAAAUGAACAUGACCACGGAGUGCAGUGAGCCUGCAAUCUAACUGUUCUGUAUAAAUGAACAUGACCACGGAGUGCAGUGAGACUGCAAUCUAACUGUUCUGUAUAAAUGAACAUGACCACGGAGUGCAGUGAGACUGCAAUCUCACUGUUCUGUACAAAUGAACAUGACCACGGAGUGCAGUGAGCCUGCAAUCUAACUGUUCUGUAUAAAUGCAGACUGGAUCAUUGGGAAUUAAAAUACAAUUACAGCUUGUUGAUUGGGUUUGGGCCUAAAAGGUCCAUUUCAAACUUUUAAAAUUGGGUAUUUGAAUCCCAGCUGAACAUGGAAUAAAAUUCUUGUAUUUUG
This is a messenger RNA of Acipenser ruthenus (sterlet), 4476 nucleotides long. RefSeq names its product GDNF family receptor alpha-1-like. NCBI's taxonomy places the organism in Eukaryota, Metazoa, Chordata, Actinopteri, Acipenseriformes, Acipenseridae. Gene Ontology annotation, biological process: nervous system development. Gene Ontology annotation, molecular function: signaling receptor activity. The transcript has 9 exons. Gene Ontology annotation, cellular component: signaling receptor complex; external side of plasma membrane. The record is from RefSeq and is a predicted model, not a curated record. The coding region runs from base 1046 to 2482 and encodes 478 amino acids.